Molecule: messenger RNA, 1425 nt
Organism: Suillus plorans
Lineage: Eukaryota; Fungi; Basidiomycota; Agaricomycetes; Boletales; Suillaceae
Exons: 8
Coding region: 1-1425 (474 amino acids)
Source: RefSeq, a predicted model, not a curated record
AUGUGGUUCAGCACAGUGUCAUCUGCUAGCAAGCGGGCCAGCAAUGCUACAUGGGAACAAGGCCGUUCAGAGCAGCCAAAGACGCAGAAGAACAUUUUGGAUCCUACAAUAUCUGCACCACAAUCUGCACCACCAAAAAUAGCGUCAUCGCCUCAGGAGUCUCAGCUCAGACUCUUGGAGGCCCUUGUUAAGGAGAUCAAGACGCCUGUGACUGAGCACAACCCCCCCGAGCGCCGGGGUUCACAAUCUUCUACGUGCUCCAACCGUACUAUUCGAGCUCCCCCUGAGGGCUUGAAUCGUUCUACUACGUCUUUACAGGAGCUCUUGGAUAAACACAGCAAUACGACGCAGAUGCAGUCUACUUCCUCUGGUAUCGAAAAGCAAUCAGGCUCUGGAUUGGGCGAGUCGUCUCUUGAUAACGAGUCUCAGCAGCCAUGCCAGUCCAAAGGAAAACAAAAGGCAAUUGACAUUUCUUCGCCACUAUCAGAUUCUCAUAUAUUACCUCCAAACUCGGUCACCUUUUCUACUUUACCCAAAUUGCCAAACUUGCCGCCGCCGCCGCCCGCCCCACCUGCACCGACUGUUCGAAGCGACCCUGUGCCCCAACCGAUCACACAAAAUCAACAAUUCCCGCCAGAAGCCAUGGCCUCUAUUAUGCCAUGGUUUUCUACAGGCUUCUCACAUGUGACUUCAACGCUGGAAGGCCACCAGUCAGCCAUUGCGAAGAGGAUUGAAGACGACAUUAAGGAAAUCCGUCAGAUUUGCAUGCGGACCCAGGAACAACAGAGGAAUUUAUCCUGCGAGCAUUAUGCAAAGUCAAAGGUUAAAAGAAAGAAGCGCGCUGGUUUUGUUCCUGAUCCUAAGGACGAUUGCAUAGAUGCUCCCACUGAUCAUAGCAAGGUAACUUAUAAUGCUUUCAAGGCAUGUAUCCGUCAGCAUGCACAUCAUCUUCUGAAAGUCAGCGAUUAUAGACUGUUGACUUCGAGUAACUGUAGCAUCACUGAAGAUGAGAACUUUGCGUACAUCUCAAAUACUCCCGGCCGCAUCCAGAUUACUGCAGACAACUUUCAUCUUGAUCUUAUGCGCUAUCGAAGCACCAAAUUCAACAUCGAUGCCAUCCUUGUAUUUGCCCUCGACUUCAUCGAGAAAACUACCAAAUUUGGUUGGUACAGCGAUUCUAAAAUUCCGGAACGAUACUUUACUCGAAAAGCCGUGAAAGAUGCAUUCUGUUCGCAUUUCAAAACCAUCCGAGACUAUUAUAAGGAUAUAGAGAAGAUUAAAAACGGAAUGUCCACGGAGGAGCUCAAAGAUAAGAAGCAGUUGGAGCUAAAGAAAAAGCGAUUGAAAGCUUGUGCACUUGAUGGUGGCCCAUUUACACCGCAUAUGGCUCUCUUACAGGCAGGAAGCAGGGAGCGCAGGGUGUAG